UUUAUGUUCCGUCCUGGACGGAUUCACCGGAGUCUUCGAGGCUUUGGCAAAUUAACACCGCUUCCAUUAACCAGUUAUGCAGUGGCUGCACUUAAUUACGAAAAUGUGCCAUGUGUAGUAAAGCAAAAACACAAUCUAGCCACAAACUUAUACACUGUGAUGAGGUAUUCGUACAUGUGUAUUGCUUCAUCUUCAAUAAUUAUUGGUUGGUAUUAUCGAAAGAGGAUGCAGCUAUUUACUCAAAACUUAGAGAGGAUGGACGAAGUCUUUGAAUGUUUGGGUCUUAAGAAAAAUUAUUACAAAAGUUUUAAAGAAAUUUUGUGCAUAGUAUCAAUAUUUAUUAUAAUAAUAGUUUUAUUGUUUAUUCAAGCUGUGCAUUUAAGAAUAAGCGUGGCGAACAAACCCAAUUUUAUGCAAAUUAUUUUGUGCAGCAGUAUUAACAGUUUACCAAUGUUUGCGUGCACUUUAGUAGACCUUACUUUCGGAAUUGCACUUCGCUGUAUUAGAGCAAGAUUCAUGAAUAUUAACCACCUUUUGCGCAAAGGAUUUUGUGAAUAUCCAAUUCAUCCCUUUUUUAACAAGAAUGAAAUUUAUGAUAUUAAGGAUUUCCAAUUCAGAACUAAUCUCAAUUCCACAAAUUUUGAAAAAAUUAAGCAUGUUAUGGAGCUAUUAAAACAAAUUCAUUUGGAACUUUGCAAAUUAGCACGAGAAGUAAACCAAAUGUUUGGAGUGCAUCUCACUUUGCAUAUAACGUUGAUUUUCAUGGUCACAACAGUAUGUCUCUUUAAUAUUAUAACAAUAUAUCUUAGUCCUCCUACCAAAUUCAAAUAUGGAAUGAUAAUCUACCUACUGGUAUAUGUCACAAGUUGUUUAUUAAAACUUCUGCACAAUAACAUCGUUUGCUUAUUAACCAGUAAUGAGACACAUAAAACUGAAGAGAUUCUUUUGGAUAUGAAACUACUGAGGAAAAACUACACAAUAAUAAGAGAGAUAGAUCUAUUUUAUCAGCAAAUAACUCUACGACCUUUGAAAUUUACAACAUGUGGAUUUAGAACUUUAGGAGUGAACUUCAUUUACAAUUUCUUAGGGGCCGUUGUCACUUAUCUUCUUAUACUAAUAAAGAUGGAUCAAGAAGGUGGUGGUAAAGCUGCAUACAGCUAACCUAUG
Molecule: messenger RNA, 1167 nt
Organism: Belonocnema kinseyi
Lineage: Eukaryota; Metazoa; Arthropoda; Insecta; Hymenoptera; Cynipidae
Exons: 8
Coding region: 4-1161 (385 amino acids)
Biological process (GO): sensory perception of taste
Cellular component (GO): dendrite; membrane; axon
Source: RefSeq, a predicted model, not a curated record